AGAAGAAGAUGACGACACCUGAUGACAUAAUCAUUAAAGGACAGUGUUGUGGUUGUUGAAAUGUGGGUAGUAGUUUUCUGUAUCUUUGGCACGUUUUGACCAAUUUCUAUUUAUUUGGACUACAUAACUCUAAAAUGGCGGAUUAUUGGAAGUCACAACCGAGGAAAUUCUGCCAGUAUUGCAAGUGCUGGAUUGCUGACAACAAGCCUAGCAUCGAGUUCCACGAAAGAGGGAAGAAUCACAAAGAAAAUGUUACUAAAAAAAUUUCAGAGAUUAAGAAAAAGAGCAUUGAAAAGGCAAAGAAGGAAGAGCGGAUGUCCAAGGAUUUUGCAGCGAUGGAGGAUGCAGCACUCAAGGCAUACGAGGAAGAUCUGAAGAGGCUGCAAAGGGAAUCAGAAGGAUCAAGUUCUCCAGUACGAGCAGCCCCACAGCCAAAACCUCCACCACAUGUGAGAGCUCAGCACAGAAAACAGCAAAAAAAAGCAGACAAGUCAAGCAGGAAGUACAAACAGCCAACUGAGACACAGUUUUGGGUGGAAGGCCAGACUAAUGACGGUCAUACUUACUACUACAACACUGUAACAGGAGAGUCUCAGUGGGAAAAACCGAGUUCCUCGGGUGCUCCUUGGAUGGAAGCUGUGACUCCUGAUGGUUACAGGUACUUCUACAACACCAAAACAGGAGAAUCCAGCUGGGAGAAACCUGCAGACUUUCCUUCCAUUGAGGAACCUGAGACCAAACAAGAAGAGGAGGACAGCAGCGAGCCUCCGAUUUAUCAGACAGAGGCACGGUCCAGAGGAGAGGAGAGCUCCAACAGUGCAUCGCAGGAGGUGCAACCCGCUGUAUCUGAUCAGCAGCCCAAAAUCCCAAAAAUCAGCUUCAGGAAAGGAAAAACAGAGGCUGAACCAUCAAAAAGACAAGGUGAGGAUAAAGAGACAGAAGAUACUCCAAAAGGGGAAAAUAAAGAAACAAACAAGAGAGAGGUACAGAGCUCAGCAGCCACACCAGAGAAAGCAGAAGCAGUGUCGACAAUCGGAGCCAUACAAGUAAAAAGGCAGAGAGUGGCCAACCCGUAUGGAGCCUGGGAACACAUCAAACAGGAAGAGAAUCCAUUUGUGAAGGUGGAUUUACAGCUGCCCCAAACAGAUGAGAACAUGGUCAGUGCACCAACUGACCUCCCACUGGAGCCCAAACCCAAGUUUAAGGAACGCAUUAUCACCUCGCUCGGGGACGAAAGCGGACCGGCAUCAUUCAGAAAAAACAAGACCCAGAACAGCAAAUCCAGGAACCUCCGACAGAGGGACGACGACGACUGAUCUGAUGAAACGAGGGCAAAAAAAUCCAAUCCAUUAUACAUCAGACUUUUCUAGAAGUAAAAUUCUUUCUAGGAACAUCUAGACACAUUUGUCUGGAACUUGGUUGAAUCAUGUUAAUCUUUCAUCAAUUAUAUGUAUUUUUAAACCCGAUUUGUCCAGAUUAAAAAUUUAAUUCAAGUCAU
Fundulus heteroclitus (mummichog) is the source of this 1498-nucleotide messenger RNA. It is a transcript of the gene wbp4, whose product is annotated as WW domain binding protein 4. Gene Ontology annotation, molecular function: zinc ion binding; RNA binding; protein binding. The record is from RefSeq and is a predicted model, not a curated record. Gene Ontology annotation, cellular component: precatalytic spliceosome; nucleus. Gene Ontology annotation, biological process: mRNA splicing, via spliceosome. NCBI's taxonomy places the organism in Eukaryota, Metazoa, Chordata, Actinopteri, Cyprinodontiformes, Fundulidae. The transcript has 10 exons. The coding region runs from base 135 to 1316 and encodes 393 amino acids.